Epinephelus lanceolatus (giant grouper) is the source of this 1192-nucleotide messenger RNA. It is a transcript of the gene noxred1, whose product is annotated as NADP-dependent oxidoreductase domain containing 1. Lineage: Eukaryota; Metazoa; Chordata; Actinopteri; Perciformes; Serranidae. Gene Ontology annotation, molecular function: pyrroline-5-carboxylate reductase activity. The record is from RefSeq and is a predicted model, not a curated record. Gene Ontology annotation, biological process: L-proline biosynthetic process.
GGCAAGUUUUUUUUAUUAUGUUGUGAGGCUUGUUAAUCUUCAUUUUUUGCUAACCUUACACUUGUAGAAACUUUGAGGCGAUGAUGAACGUAUUUUCUGACUCGAGCAGUUUUUCUUUUGACGCUGCGCCGACUGACGAGUUUCUUCACCUUCGUGCACGCGCGGCCGGACUGACUUUUUGCGGGUGCGCGCACACUGUUUUCCUGUGUAAAUUGGCCUACUCACUGAGAUGCAGCAUCACAAGACACACAAACAGAGGCCCGCUGGCAUCGGGAGGAGACGGUGACCUCUGUGUUGGGAUACUUGGGAUGGGUCACAUGGGAAAACAGCUGCUCCUCUCCCUCCUUGAAAAAUCUGGCAUCAAACCAUCACAAAUUAAGAUAUCCACUAGAAGACCAGAAUCUGCAGUGGAAUUCAUCCAGAAAGGAGUUGAAUGUUUUUUUGACAAUCGCAGACUGGCAGCGUGGGCAGACGUUCUGUUCCUCUGCUGUCUGCCCUCUCAACUCCCCAAAGUCUGCGCUGAUCUCCACUCUCAUCUGCCAAAACACUGCCUUGUGUACAGCUUCACCUCUGGUGUCCCUGUCACCAGGCUGUCACGGCUUCUUGGACAUGACUUCAUUCUCAAACCACAGUAUGACUUUGUAGCUUGUGAUGCUGGAGAUGUGUGGCUGUCGCGCACUCGUCUGACCCAGGCUUUGACAGGUCCAUUAGAGGCAUCGUGUCCUCUUGCAAUGAGUGGUGGCAUUUCUCUGGGUUGGAACUGGGUGUGUGCAGUGUUGUACAGCCUGCUAAAUAUCUGCACCUCUGCCAGUCUGGGAUCCAGUGAUGCUCUCUCUCUUAUCAACAGCAUCCUUAAAGAGAAACGGCCACACACUGUGGAAUUAAACGCACACAGUUUCAUCAGUGCAUCAUUUGCAUCUUCCCUUACUGCAGAGGAGCCUUUUCCCUGGAUUUCUCUCACUGACACUCAGAUCAAGAAGACACCACUGCUGUGCUUUCUAUCAAGCAGCAAACCUCUGCAACAGUGCAUCUCUGCAGCGUACAAAUCGCUUCUAGGGACACCAGCAAAAUUACCAGUUACUCUCUAACAUAAAACAUAACUGUAUAUUUGGAUGUCCACCAUAGAUGCAGUGCAUUCCUGUGUGUUGCACGUUUUGGUUUGAAAAAUAUAAUCAUAUAUUUCAAUAAAUAG